UUAUCUAUAAUCAUCAUACAUUAAUGCAUAUUUGGCCAAAUCAUCAAAAUAUCAUUGUAUUUUUUAAAAACUUGUAUUCAAACUUUAGUACCAGUUGGACGACUGUUGACUAUAGACUAUAGAGUAGAGAAAAUAAUUAAAAUGGCCCAAGUAGCAUUUGAUUCAUUAUUAGAACAACCAAUUUUCCAAAUCUAUUUUUUCUAUGUGGCAGUUUUAUCUUUAAAAAUGUUGAUAAUGUCUGUUUUAACUGCUUUCCAAAGGAUUAUAAAUAAGGCAUUUUGUAGCCCUGAAGAUGCUGUACAUUUGAAAGUAAAAGUAAAAAGCCAUGAGGAUGUUGAAAGAGUCAGAAGGGCGCAUCUUAAUGAUCUAGAAAACAUUCCAGUGUUCUUCGCCCUUUGCUUUGCGUACCUCACCACCAACCCCAGCGUUUUCUUAGCCUCGAGUUUGAUAAGAGUGUUUACAGCAUGCAGAUUUAUUCACACCAUUGUUUAUGCAGUGGUUGUGAUUCCUCAGCCUGCUAGAGCGUUGUCUUGGGGUAUUGCGUUCUCCAUCACGGUUUAUAUGGGAGUUUCUACCAUUCUACAUUAUCUCUAGACGAUAAGGUAUUUAGGAUUUGUUGGGAGCAUUAAAAUAAUGGAUUAUGUUUUAUAGUUUCUGUUUGUAAAAAUCACUAUAAUUGUUAUACUAUUUUUAUACUUUUCUUUUUUUAAAUUAUGUAUUUGUGUGCUGUGGUUGUUUACAUAAAAUGAGAAACUCUUA
Ceutorhynchus assimilis (cabbage seed weevil) is the source of this 759-nucleotide messenger RNA. NCBI's taxonomy places the organism in Eukaryota, Metazoa, Arthropoda, Insecta, Coleoptera, Curculionidae. The record is from the annotation of a GenBank genome assembly.